AUGCGUCACAGCCAUGCAGGCCUUCUACCGCUGCUGCUUCUCUGCAUCGCGUUAAGUGCGCGCUGUGAGCUGGACACAGAUGUGGUGGUCCCGACCCUGCUCCCCGGACCCAGGUCGGCGCACCUGUCCAGCCUCCGCAUGCCUCGCUCUCCAUCUUCUGCGGGAUCCAGGUGGAAUAGAACCAGCAGCAGGGACAUCCUCGUGGCGCUGCCUGCGUUCGGGGGCCGGCUGGUGCUAAAUCUGACCCGGGACGCGUCGUUUCUGUCGCGGGACUUUGUGGUGGAGGAGCGGGGCGGUGUGGAAGCAGAGGUGCGCAGGGUGACACAGGAGGAGCAGCUGUGCUUCUACACCGGCUCUGUGCUCAACCACUCCGGCUCUGUGGCGUCUGUCAGCACCUGUGGAGGUCUGACAGGGAUGGUCCACAUUGGGGAGGAUAUGUUGUUCAUCGAGCCUGUCCUCAAGUCCACUCUGCAGUCCUUCUCUGGCCACCAACACCGGGUCCAGAGACAGAAGCGCUCUGCUCCGGACCCCGGCUCGUCCAAGGACCAGCUCCGCUUCUGUGGCACUGAGCAAGGGCAGAGGAGAGCCCCCCGCAGCAGGAGGCACACUCUGGCCCCGCCUGAGGCCUACACGGUGGAGACUGUGGUGGUGGCAGACGCAGACAUGGUGCAGUACCACGGGGCAGACGCGGCUCAGCGCUUCCUGCUCACCGUCAUGAACAUGGUCUACAACAUGUUUCAGCACCAGAGUUUAGGAACCAGGAUCAACGUCCGAGUCACUAAACUGCUGCUGCUGCACACCCGCCCUGUGAAGCUGAAGGUGAGCCACCAUGGGGAGCGUGCCCUGGAGAGCUUCUGUCACUGGCAGUACCAUGAGCUGGGCACCAGGCACCUGGGAACCAACUACCUCCCAGGGGCCAGAGACGACGUGCCGGUGGACGCGGCCGUGCUGGUCACCAGAACAGACUUCUGUGUCCACAAAAAUGAGCCCUGUGACACUGUCGGGAUUGCGUAUCUGGGAGGGGUGUGCAGCUCCAGGAGGAAGUGUGUUUUGGCAGAAGAUAAUGGCCUGAACCUGGCCUUCACCAUCGCCCAUGAGCUGGGACACAACAUGGGGAUGAGCCAUGACGAUGACCACGCCUCCUGUACGGGACACUCCCACAUCAUGUCUGGAGAAUGGGUCAAAGGCCGGAACCCCAGCGACCUUUCCUGGUCCUCCUGCAGCCGCGACGACUUGGAGAAGUUCCUCAGGUCUAAAGCCAGUGCCUGCCUUCUCCACACCGACCCGCGGAGCCGGUACCAGGUGCGGCUAUCUCCCAAACUCCCCGGGAUGCACUACAGCGUGGACGAGCAGUGUCAGAUCCUGUUUGGGACCAACGCCACCUUCUGCACCGACAUGGAACACCUGAUGUGUGCGGGCCUGUGGUGUAUGGUGGAGGGAGACUCUGCCUGUAAGACCAAGCUGGACCCCCCUCUGGAUGGGACGGAGUGUGGGGUGGACAAGUGGUGCAGAGCCGGGGAGUGUGUGAUCAAGAGCCCCAUCCCUCAGCACGUGGACGGGGACUGGAGCUCCUGGAGCCAGUGGAGCAUGUGCAGCCGGACCUGUGGCACCGGAGUCCAGUUCAGGCAGAGGAAGUGUGACAACCCCCCGCCUGGUCCUGGGGGCCGCCACUGUCAGAAGACCAGUGUGGAGCAUAAAGCCUGUGAGAGGCCCUCCUGUCCUAAAGGGGCCCCCAGCUUCAGGGACCUGCAGUGUCUGUCCCACGACCGGCAGUUCCCUCUGAUGAAGAGCAGUAUGAUGACGUCUAUUGUCAAUGAUGAGAAACCGUGCGUGCUCUUCUGCAGCCCGGUGGGACGCAGUGUUCCGGUGCUGGUGUCCGAGCGGGUGAUGGACGGCACACCCUGCGGACCGUACGAUGCAGACCUCUGCGUCAACGGCAGGUGCCAGAAGAUCGGCUGUGACGGCAUCAUCGGUUCUUCUGCCAGAGAGGACCGCUGUGGGGUGUGUAACGGGGACGGGCGCUCCUGCCGGGUGGUCCGAGGCGACUUCAACCACACCAAAGGAAUGGGAUACAUCGAGGCGGUGGUGAUCCCGGCUGGAGCACGGAGAAUCAAAGUGGUGGAGGGAAAACCUUCUCACAGCUUCCUCGCUCUCAAAGACUCAGGGAAGAGGUCCAUCAACAGCGACUGGAAGAUAGAGCUUCCAGGAGAGUUCGAGGUGGCUGGGACCACGGUGCGUUAUGUGAGGAGGGGACUGUGGGAGAAGAUGUCUGCCCGGGGCCCCACCACGCUGCCCCUGCACCUCAUGGUGCUGCUCUUCCAUGACCAGAGGUACGAGAUCCACUACGAAUACACCAUGACCCUGAACGCAUCAGAGAUCAGCGUGGAGCCCAGAGAACCGGAACAUCUGUACAUCUGGACACACAGCCGCUGGCAGGACUGUACCGUGCAGUGUGGAGGAGGAGAGCGGAGGACGGUGGUGUCGUGCAUGCGGAUCGCCAACAAGAGCAUGGACGUGGUCAGUGACAGCUUCUGCCAACCUGAGAACAGACCUCACCCUCAGGUCCGGCUCUGUAACUCUCACCAGUGUCAGUACAGGUGGGUGACGGGGGAGUGGGGGUCCUGCUCCGUCACGUGUGGCCCGGGUCUGCAGCACAGGGAGGUGGGCUGUGUGUACCAGCUGCAGAACGGCUCUCUCAUCCACACCAGGGACCUGUACUGUCAGAGCGGGAAGCCCCCGAGGGUCCAGGCCUGCGAGGGUCGCCUCUGCCUCAACGUGUGGGAGGCCUCCGAGUGGUCCAAGUGCUCGUCAAACUGUGGAGAGGGCGUUCGCAGCAGGACUGUGCUCUGUACCAACCCCCAGGGCCUCUGUGACCCGCUGUCCCGGCCCCCCCACCAGGAGCCCUGCACGGACCACUCCCAGUGCUACGAGUGGAAGACCGGAGACUGGUCCAAGUGCUCGUCGUCCUGUGGGAAGGGUCUUCAGUCGCGGGUGGUCCAGUGCAUGCACCGUGUGACCGGUCGCCAUGGAGACGACUGUCCGGUGCUGCUGAGGCCCCCUGCGUACAGACCCUGUCACCUGGACACCUGCAACCAGAAAGUCAACGUGAACACCAUCACCUCCCCCAGGCUCGCCGCACUGACCUACAAGUGCACGGGCGACCAGUGGGCCGUGUACUGCCGCGUGGCCCGGGAGAAGAACCUCUGCCAGGACAUGAGGUGGUACCAACGCUGCUGCCAGACCUGCCGGGACUUUUACGCCAACAAAUCUCAGCUGUCCACAGACUGA
Molecule: messenger RNA, 3288 nt
Organism: Knipowitschia caucasica
Lineage: Eukaryota; Metazoa; Chordata; Actinopteri; Gobiiformes; Gobiidae
Source: the annotation of a GenBank genome assembly